Messenger RNA from Ornithorhynchus anatinus (platypus), 3966 nucleotides. RefSeq names its product mitogen-activated protein kinase kinase 3 (gene MAP2K3). Gene Ontology annotation, biological process: protein phosphorylation; MAPK cascade. Gene Ontology annotation, molecular function: MAP kinase kinase activity; ATP binding. The coding region runs from base 194 to 1201 and encodes 335 amino acids. Lineage: Eukaryota; Metazoa; Chordata; Mammalia; Monotremata; Ornithorhynchidae. The transcript has 12 exons. The record is from RefSeq and is a predicted model, not a curated record.
UGCUCGCGCCGGUGGUCGCGCUCGCGCCGUGGGGAGGGGGCAGGGUCGUCGGGCGCGGGCCGCAGCGUGGCCGUCGGGGAUGCGCUGAGCCCCCGCACCUGCCGCCCGCCCCCCACAUCUCCUCCGCCUCCUCUUCCUCCUCCUCCUCCUCCUCCUCCUCCUCCGGCCCUCCGGCCGCCGCCGCCGCCGCACCAUGUCCCUGCCCAAAGGAAAACCCAAGAAAAGGAAGGAUUUAAAAAUAGUCACCAUCAAGCCACCAGUUUCCAACCCCACGCCUCCCCGGAACCUGGACUCCAGGACCUUCAUUACCAUCGGGGAUAAGAAUUUUGAAGUGGAGGCCGAUGACUUGGUGACCAUCUCGGAACUGGGUCGGGGGGCGUACGGAGUCGUGGAGAAAGUGCGGCACGCGCAGAGUGGGACCAUCAUGGCUGUCAAGAGGAUCCGUGCAACUGUGAACACUCAGGAACAGAAGAGGCUGCUCAUGGACCUGGACAUUUCAAUGAGGACAGUGGAUUGCUUCUACACUGUCACGUUCUAUGGAGCCCUGUUCAGAGAGGGUGAUGUGUGGAUAUGCAUGGAGCUGAUGGACACUUCCCUGGACAAAUUCUAUAAGAAGGUUCUUGAGAAGAAUAUGACAAUCCCGGAAGACAUUUUGGGAGAGAUCGCAGUGUCCAUUGUGAGAGCGCUGGAGCAUUUGCACAGUAAAUUGUCGGUUAUUCACAGAGAUGUGAAACCAUCUAAUGUUCUCAUCAACAAGGAAGGUCAUGUGAAAAUGUGUGACUUCGGGAUCAGUGGCUACUUGGUGGACUCAGUUGCCAAGACCAUGGAUGCCGGUUGCAAGCCCUACAUGGCGCCCGAGAGAAUAAACCCCGAGCUGAACCAGAAAGGUUACAACGUCAAGUCAGAUGUCUGGAGUCUGGGAAUUACCAUGAUCGAGAUGGCCAUCCUCCGGUUCCCGUACGAGUCCUGGGGAACCCCCUUCCAGCAACUGAAGCAGGUGGUGGAGGAGCCCUCGCCCCAACUCCCAGCAGACCGUUUCUCCCCCGAGUUUGUGGACUUCACAGCCCAGUGCUUACGGAAGAACCCUGCAGAGCGGAUGAGCUACCUGGAACUUAUGGAACACCCCUUCUUUAACUUGCACAAAACCAAAGAGACUGACAUCGCUGCCUUCGUGAUAGAGAUCCUGGGGGAGGACUCGUAGGGGAAAGACAUUGCCGCUGAGCGGAGCAGCCUCCUGGCUUCACCUCCCCUCCCCCCUCCUUCCCUCCUCCCUCACCUUCCUUCCCCUCCUCCCUCACCUUCCUUCCCCUCCCUCCCUUUCCCGGACGACAGAAAUGAGGAACAGCGUUCCCGGUGGUUUGCACAAGUCCCACGGUACCCAGCCCCGAGGAUCUCCACGUUGGAACUCAGCACCAUCGUAUUCUCGGGUCAUCAGGCGCCUCUAUAAGCUAGAAGUCACGCACGGAACCAAGUUGGACCGCCUCACCCGGAGAAGCCCUGGCAGUGCUGGGAUCGGGGGAGGAGGGAGGGGGUUUGUCCUGGAAUGCUGACUGGGAUCACUCGAUCCUCUGGACAGUGAGAAGCGGCCCGGGGGCCGGGGCAGGGUGGGAAGAGGAGUUGCUCUGGUAGCCGCAGCGGUGCUGCUCUCGGAGAAUUCUGUGAUGGCACCAAGCGAGCCUCGGUAGAACAGACCGAGGAGAGGAAAGCAGGGCUUCCGAGGCCUGAGAGGGCCCGUUGUUUCAUUGUGCUUUCCAGCCUAGCGGAACUGAAGAGCCUGCUGUGCUGAACAGUUCGAGUGAAAUCUAUUUCUGAGGCUCACCUGCUCCACGCCUGAAUCCCCCUACCUCUCCUCCUGGGUCUUUCGGGGAUCUCUCCUCCAGAACCCCAAUCCACCAAGCACAGCAGCCUCUAGAUCCCGGGCGGGGUCUCCACCCUCACGUUCCACUCCCAACACUCGGAUUUUCUUCUCUGGGGCCAUUUCUCAAGCAUCCCCAGGCCCUGGGAGGAGGGCGAGCUCCGGUUAGGCCAGAAGCUGGCCGGUCGUUGCCUCUCUUCUCCGAAGCAGCCCCAGACCGUGAGGUCUCCUUGCCUGGAGGCCUUCGGCCGGAUCCUCCCAGGAGCAGUGGGUCCCAUGCCAACCCUGAAAGCCUUUGCCACCCCUUGCCUUCAGUGAUACCUGCCCGGGGAAUUCGUACUUCCCCUCCUCUGGCACGUUUCGUUUGUCCGCUUCCUCAUAGGUACCCUUGGUGAGUGUACGGCGGGGCGGGCACGUAACAUCGAGCGCGAGGCCGGGAAGGAUAGCUACUCUCGGACCCACAUCAUAUAACUCUCCUCACUCUCCUCCGGCAUGAGGACCUGGUGUCGGGCUGGAGUUUUCUCUAUAAAAGGCCCCAAGACUGAGCUGGCCACUCCCCACGCCCCCCACUCUCCUCCCCUUCAGGGUCCCAUAAGCCUCCUGACUGUGGUCCUGGGGCCGUCCUGUCCAUACAGCAGCAUGUCCGGGUGGAUAAAUAUUGUGUCUGUAGAAAAACCUCAUUCGACGAAAGCCUAUUUAAAUAAUGAAAUGGGAGGGAGAAGGGAAAAUGAUAUCUGCUGUACAUUUUUAAUAUCUAUAUAUAUAAUGGAAUUUUUAAAUGUAACCAAGUUUUAAUAGCCCAACUUCGGGGAGGAUCAGCUAUGGUAACGUGCCCAGUUACUGGGAACCCCCGUGAAUUGUCCCACCCUUCUCCCCUCUCCCUUCCUCCUUGUCCUGCAGAACCAUUCCUCGUGGCCUGACGCUUGCCAGCGGCCGAAGAGUUGGUUCUGAGUGGGGGGCAGGGGGAGGAGAGUAUAGUCACGUGUACAUUCAACCAAAAUUUUUGAGGUCUGUCAAAAGCUUUAAAGGGUGGUGGAGAUGAAUUUUUCUGAUGGGUAAUAGUCUUUCUAAGAUGUUUGUAUAUUUUUGUAAUCAACGGGGGAGGUACAGAUGACUUUAAUCGAGCUAGUUAGCUUGGCGAAACCGCUGAUGACUUAACUAGCUCAGCUGGGAGAUGUUGAGUCUCCAGGUGUGACCGAGACUGAAAUUGCAAACUGAGGCCUACCCUAAGUGGACCGGAAGAGAUCUUGUUUGCACCGUGUUUCAAACAUCUCCUUCUGGAAGCCGUCAGACACGGCCCCGGGCCUUUCUAUAUGUGUGAAUCCAAUUGUGAACGAUGGGUAUUUUGACUGAGUCUGAAAGCCCAGCUCCUCAUUUUAGGAUCCUUAUGAUGGGAGCUGGGGCUCUCUCUUCCAUCUCAUAAUCAAGGCUGCCCUGGGAGCUCAGGGCCAGAUAAAGCCAGAGAAGGGACAUGUGGAUCCAUGGAAGACUCAUUAUUUCCCCCUCCCCAUCUCUUUUUUUCCUCUCUCCUCCCUCCCACCCCCUAAAAAAAUAGUCUCCCAAGGGAGCAAACAAAUAUUGUGCAAACCACCCCAAGUCCUUGUAAUGUGGAAGGGGCCCGCUGUUGGCUAGGAAUGCUAGUGAGAGCUGUCCAGCUGUAAAAUUUUAGUCUUUCACCUUGGUUUGGAUUGUUAAGUUUUAUUUAUCUUCAGUUUUUAUUUUUCUCUUGCUUCGGGGAUUGUCUGUUUUUAUCGCAUGGUUUCCUUUUUUCCGGGAGGUGGGGAAAAGGCCUCACAAUAGUCCCGGGAAGGUCCGGUCCUCUAGUUGACACACCACACAACCUAGGUCCCUGGGCCUUGAAACUCUGUGGCCUAGGCACAGGUGAGUAGUGUUGGAGGAUUGGUCUUUCCUCCAGAAAAAGCACAUUGUGCUGUUGAUUUUGCUUCCUGGAUUGUAAUAUAAGUAAAUGUAACUUCCUGCCCCAGCCUCAGUACGGAGGCGGAGCCAACCCACCAGCUCGCAGAUCUCUCUUUUGCUGCCUGAGAGGGAGGGAGGAAGCCAGCUGGAGCCGUUAGUGGUUGCUGUUUUCAAUUAAAAACAAAACACACACA